UGGCCCGCGGUCCCCAUGCUGGCGCCGAGGCCACUCCUACUGCUCCUCCUCAUGGUCGGGCUGACCCUGGGGGCCAGCCUGCCGCCGGGACCCCGAAGCCAUCCAGGCGUGUGCCCCAACCAGCUCAGCCCCAGCCUGUGGGUGGACGCCCAGAGCACCUGUGAGCGUGAGUGCGUCGGGGACCAGGACUGUGCGGCCCACGAGAAGUGCUGCGCCAACGUGUGCGGGCUGCAGAGCUGCGUGGCUGCGCGCUUCCCCGCCGCCGGCCCGGCCGCGCCCCCGCCGCCCGCCUCGUGCGAGGGCUUCCCCUGCCCUCAGCAGGGCUCCGCCUGCCACCUAUGGGACGGGCAGCCGGCGUGCCGCUGCCGCGACCGCUGCGAGAGGGAGCCCAGCUUCACCUGCGCCUCGGACGGCCUCACCUACUACAACCGCUGCUACAUGGACGCCGAGGCCUGCCGGCGCGGGCUGCGGCUGCACGUGGUGCCCUGCAAGCGCAUGCGCGGCUGGCCGCCCGCCAGCCCGGGGCCGCCCGACCCCACCGCCCGCCCCACGCCCGGCCACGCGCCCAUGCCGCCCGCGCUCUACAGCAGCCCGGCGCCGCAGGCCGUGUUCGUGGGCGGCACCGCCAGCCUGCACUGCGACGUCGGCGGCCGCCCGCCGCCCGCGGUGACCUGGGAGAAGCAGAGCGACCAGCGGGAGACCCUGAUCAUGCGGCCGGACCAGAUGUACGGCAACGUGGUGGUCACCAGCAUCGGGCAGCUGGUGCUUUACAACGCGCGGCUGGAGGACGCGGGCCUCUACACCUGCACCGCCCGCAACGCCGCCGGCCUGCUGCGCGCCGACUUCCCGCUGUCUGUGCUCCGGCGGGGCUCGGCUGGGGACGGGGACGAGGCGCGUGCCCCCGCCGGCCCCGCCGAGUGCCUGCCUGACCCGCAGGCCUGCGGCAGCGCGCCCUCCGGCCUCGUGCUCUGGCACUUCGACCCCCAGCGCGGGGGCUGCAUGACCUUCCCCGCCUGCAGCUGCGAGGGCGGCAGCCGGGGCUUCGAGAGCUACGAGGCGUGCCAGCAGGCCUGCGCCAAGGGCCCCGGCGACGCGUGUGUGCUGCCAGCCGUGCAGGGGCGUUGCCAGGGCUGGGAGCCGCGCUGGGCCUACAGCCCGCAGUUGCAGCAGUGCCACCCCUUCCUGUAUGGCGGCUGCGAGGGCAACGGCAACAACUUCGAGAGCCGCGCCAGCUGCGAGGACGCCUGCCCCGUGCCACGCACGCCGCCCUGCCGGGCCUGCCGCCUGCGGAGCAAGCUGGCGCUGAGCCUGUGCCGCAGCGACUUUGCCAUCGUGGGGCGGCUCACCGAGCUGCUGGAGGAGCCCGAGGCUGGGGGCGGCAGCAUCGCCCGCGUCGCCCUGGACGAGGUACUCAAGGACGACAAGAUGGGCCUCCGGUUCCUGGGCACCAAGUACCUGGAGGUGACGCUGAGCGGCAUGGACUGGGCCUGCCCCUGCCCCAACGUGACGGCUGGCGACGGCCCGCUGGUUAUCAUGGGGGAGGUGCGAGACGGCGUGGCCGUGCUGGACGCCGGCAGCUACGUCCGGGCCGCAAGCGAGAAGCGCGUCAAGAAGAUCUCGGAGCUGCUGGAGAAGAAUGCCUGCGAGCUGCUGAACCGCUUCCAGGACUGACCCCACCCACACUGCCCCC
Molecule: messenger RNA, 1690 nt
Organism: Enhydra lutris kenyoni (northern sea otter)
Lineage: Eukaryota; Metazoa; Chordata; Mammalia; Carnivora; Mustelidae
Product: WAP, follistatin/kazal, immunoglobulin, kunitz and netrin domain containing 1
Exons: 2
Coding region: 16-1671 (551 amino acids)
Biological process (GO): negative regulation of transforming growth factor beta receptor signaling pathway
Cellular component (GO): extracellular region
Molecular function (GO): receptor antagonist activity; transforming growth factor beta binding; serine-type endopeptidase inhibitor activity
Source: RefSeq, a predicted model, not a curated record